Pocillopora verrucosa is the source of this 2708-nucleotide messenger RNA. RefSeq lists its product as uncharacterized. The record is from RefSeq and is a predicted model, not a curated record. NCBI's taxonomy places the organism in Eukaryota, Metazoa, Cnidaria, Anthozoa, Scleractinia, Pocilloporidae.
ACCGAGCGUUUGAGACAUGCAUGUAACCUUAUCAUUUAAACUGAAGGCGGAGUUAAAUGGAUGUCCAUUCUGGAGUUCAGCUUUGCUCAUUGGACAGAUUUGCAGGUACCAGUAUUGCUAUCAUCGAUUUAUAAGUAAGUGAGCAUCUUGAGUAAGGGCCUUGGUUCAGUGACUCACUGGUGCCACGAAUUUUACCUUUGGUAGAACGUCAAACACUUUGCUUAGUUUUGCUGUUCAGUUUGUUGCCCUCAUGGCGUACCUUCGCAGGCAGCCCUUAAACACCUUGUGUUUUGCGGAGUUAUCCCAAUCAUCUGCCAAUGUGUUGAGGCUACGACGUUUGCCAGCUCUUAGUCUGCCGAAGUCCUGCUCUCGGAAGCGGUUGCUCCACACCUCGAGGUUUGUGAGAACCACACAAUUUGCUUUUGGAGCUCGGCAUAAAAGCUGCCGUAUCUCAUCGGGGCGAAUAGCAAAAGCUUUACGUUCACCAUUAACCGGUCAGCAGAAACAUCGAGUAAGUAGUCGUGCCGAUGUCAAUUCAACUGAUCGACCUUUGUUAAACCUUAAGCAAAUCGUUACCCCACGCACAGGGCAGAAUGACCUUAUCAGUGGUGGUCCUUUCGUGGAUAACCUGUUUGAAAAGCCCCUCGCUCUUAGAGUUACUGAUGAGAUGACUAUGACCAUUUUCCAGCCGUUUAUCGUGCCAGAGACCACCUCAUCUCCGAUCAAAAGGGCGUUCACCAGCUCUUGCCGUCAUGACAGUGAUUUAGGUGAUGUGGCACACCCUCUCACACGCAGCAUUGGAAAGUCCAGCGUGGUAUCUUCUUUUGAUCUUACUUACUCUCUGGAUGAGGAAACUCGCGCCCAGUCCCAAGUGACAGUAGCGGCCCAACAGCGAGCAGAAGCUGCGUAUAGACGACAGCGCAUGGCACAGGAAAGAGAGCAGACUGCUGUUUUACGGGCUGAAAUGGAGGUUGAGCGGGCUCGCAUGCUGAAGGAAAUGACUGGUGGAAGCAGAAGACCUUCAUACUGUUUAGAACUAGAAAAUCUGAAGGAAGAGGCACCCGAUGAUGUGCGUAAAAACCUGGAGGAAUGUCUUAAAGAUUAUUCCAUCAUUGAGGAAAGAAAUGCACGAAAUUCGCUGCCCAAUGAAUACCCAAAGUCUGCAUUUAUAAUGAGAAGUGAAUCAAGGGAUGAGACAGAUGCUGACCAAAAUACUCGACAUCAAGCCCAAGAGAGCGACGAAAAUGGAAAUUUGGAGAGACGGAGUAGUACAGAGGAGAGCAGUAAUAAAGAACUUCGUCUUACCGUUGAAAAACAGCCUUCGUUACAAACUGGAAAAGAUGACUUACCUCAAGCGUUCCUUAGCAGUGUUCACAUUAAGGAAAACGAGCAGACCCGAGGAUAUUCGGGUGAUGAAAAGCCCCGACGACGCUCGGGAGUGGAUCAGAUCCUGGCUCUGAGAGGUAACAACGAGAAAACCAUGGAAGAAACCUCCCAAGAAAUCGAUGGAUCACACAAACUAAAGAGAAGUGAAGAAGUAUCGGCUGUUCACGAUUCAGAUACAAGUCAGGAUCAAACUUUUGGAAAAAGAGUGGACGAUUUUAGAGAUGUUACGGCGAUCACUAAGGAUGAUUCCGCGGCUAUGAGUGGUGAAAAUUUAACGGCGCAGGAUGAUACUACUAAGAUAACGAGUCCUGAUGGAUCAGUUCCAACAGAACAGAUACCUAAUGAUGUAAACUAUGCUAGUAGUGGCAAUCAUUCGGUCGCAGUUACUGAAAAUUGGAACAAAGAGCAUACAAGCAUAGAAACCAAAGACACGAGCGAUGAAGGCGAACAUCAUCAACAAGAAGAAAGCGAAAACGCCGCAAACGGUACUGAACAGAGUCAAACAAUGAUCAAGGCGUCCACAGGUCUGGAUCCAGAGAAAAUGGAGAGCAGUCAUGCGGACAUUGCGAGUGAGAAUGGUGAUGGAAAGGUGGCGACAGAAAAUGAUAAAAAUGAACAGUUUGAUCAGCUACGAGAGACCACACUUGAAGAAAAAUUAACAUCAUAAAACAAUAGGUGGAAGAACAUAACCUUCUUGGUCGCCCGAAUCUUAUGCCUGCUUAGUUAAGAGAAGGACAACAAGUUUCUCAGAACAGGAAGUAGUAAAAGAAAAGUGACACCCCUACAAACUUCUCACCUUCUCUAAGUUGCCGUCUACGGUUAUUGCGAAUGAAAUAUUUGAAGAGGCUUGACGACUAGGAGUCGAUCAUUUAAAAAGCGGUUAGCGUUAAUCUAAAACAACUGAACAUUCUUAACUCGGUUUUGAUUUCUCUUGUAUGAAAAUGUACAUACGUAAGGGCUAACGUUCUCUGGAAUUUUAUCUUAGUGUAGAUCAAACCUGAAGAAAGCAAAGUGUAGCAGGGCUCGAGAAGUGUGCCAAAAAUGUAUUUUAAUCACUGGUUAGAUUAACUGUAUUUUGAACAAAACCAUUUCAGAUAUCUCACUGCGAACAGGCCGUUAUGGCCCUGUGGGAAGACAAUUUCAUAAAAUAAAUACGUAGAGAUAACUCGUUAACAUGAAGGAAAAGAGGAAAUUAAAUGAUUUAAACAUUGAAACGAGGUUCCACCUCGUUGCGAAGAAUGUAAAGGAUAUUUGUACAUUUAAAUUUCCGAGCAGUUGAGAGAAAUUUCUCGUUAGCUUUUCCAGAGAUAUGAUGUAUUAAA